This is a messenger RNA of Drosophila serrata, 2171 nucleotides long. RefSeq names its product aladin WD repeat nucleoporin (gene Aladin). Gene Ontology annotation, cellular component: nuclear pore. Gene Ontology annotation, biological process: nucleocytoplasmic transport. Lineage: Eukaryota; Metazoa; Arthropoda; Insecta; Diptera; Drosophilidae. Gene Ontology annotation, molecular function: protein binding. The record is from RefSeq and is a predicted model, not a curated record.
UUAAAUAAAUAAAUAAAUUUAUAUGGUAGUCAACAUUUCAAUAUUACCGCUGUUGUCAGUAAUUUUAUUAAAUUUAUUUCAUUUUACUGCUCUUUAUUCAGUUCCCGGAACGAUCCGGUUCCAGUUCUUUUCUUUUCUGGCAUUACGAACUUGCCCAACUCUGGCCACACCGUUUCCAACCUUCCCGCGCGACGCGUUUAUUUUUUUUUAUUUUAUCAGCAUUUCACUGACUUCACAUUUAAUGUAAUAUAAACAUCCCUGAAUAAUGGCGGCUUUGAGCAAUUUGAAGGAGUGUCCGCCAUUGUCCAUGAUCUCGGACCUGGCACUGCGGCAAGCCCACUCACCGGAGCUCCAGCGCUAUCCGCAGAUAAGACUAAGCAGUGAACUCAUGGCUUCUCACACGGCUGCCGGUCAGCGUUUUUACGGCGGCCAGAGCUUCCUGCCCGUGGAGGAGGGCGUGCUUAAGAGGAUUACGCGGAUAUUCUUCGAUGCCGGCUUCUGGGAGUCCCUGGAGGAGGCACGUAGCGCCAAGACCAGGGAACAGGCACCAGUGAUUGCCCAGGCGGGCGAUUACAUUGCCCAAAUCUUGAGUAUGGUCAACACACUAAAGCUGAAGAUCUUUCCGCACACCCAAGGGCUCGGUGCGGAGCGGAUUGCCCAAUUUGUGGAGACGGGGGAUUGGCUGAACAGCAAUGUUCGCUGUCUGGCCUGGCACUUGCACAUUUUCAAGCUGGCCGUAGCCGGUUUGGAUGAUGUGGUGCGCAUUUACACCAAGGACUCGAGCGCAGCCGCUGCAGCGGUCUUGAAGAGUCCCGUUCAAACGGAGAUCACGUGCAUGGCCUGGCGACCGCUGUGCGCUGCACAGAUUGUGAUUGGCUGCCGGCAGGGUCUUUGCUUCUGGAAGGUGGAAACCUCCAUGCACCUGGGACGCUCGAAUGCACCAAGCCAUAUUUUUAGGCAUCCCUCGAACUUGCCGAUUACCUCGUUGCAGUGGAACAAGGAUGGCACCCAGCUAGCCACCACCUCCAUUGGAGAUCGUUCCAUCAUCAUUUGGCAGCCAGACAGUGCGCUGAUGCAACCCCUCAAGCGUCUGGGUCCGCCGUGUUCGCUGCUCAAGUGGUCGCCGGAUAACGACUGGCUCUUUUCGGCCACCGUGGAUCGUGUGUUUCGCGUGUGGAACUGCCACAAUCGUUGGACUACCGAGCGUUGGGUGUGCGGCAACGGAGGCUAUGUGCAGACAGCCUGCUGGUCGCCCUGCGGUCGCUUUCUGCUCUUCGUCAGCAGCACCGAACCGAUCCUGUAUCGCCUGCAGUUCGUGCAGCAUACUCUGCUCAGUUCGUAUUCCGAUGAGAAGGAGGUUCUGCCCAUUGCUGAUCUUAAUGCUUGCACUACUUGCAUCGAUCCGAACAGCCCCCUGAUCGGCGGCCAUGCCCAGCAGAUGGCCUGGGAUCCGCAUGGCAAUUAUCUGGUGAUCACGUUCAAGUCCACCAACAGCAUUGCCGUUUUUCGCACCUUCAUUCAAAAGUUCGAUCUAAACAUCUCAGCGGCGUAUUCCCUGAGCGGCGAGACAGCGGCAGAACGUCCGAGCUUCAUCUGCUUCCAGCCGCUGUACAAGGAGAACGAUAGAUCUGUGCUGACCAUUGCCUGGUCGUCCGGUCGCAUCCAGUACCAUGCCUUUGAUUGAAUCUUACGGCUUUAGUUUUUGGUUUAGUAUUUCUAUAUUUGGUUUUUGUAAGCGUUAAUAAUACAAUACAAUGUAACAAACACACGUGGGAAACCCAUCAAUUUAAAGUCCAAAGGGGUUGAGGGAUGUUAUGUGGCCUGGUAAUUGACUCUCAGAUUCGAGCUAAGAACUUUGUUUAGAUUUCAUUUGGUCCGGUCUUACGUCCUCUGCUUAUUUCGUUCUUUUGCCACAUUAGGUUUUUGGAUACAACAAAGCGUUUUACAACCCUAAGACAGUUUUUAUGUUUAAAUAUAUUUGCAAAAGCAGCCAAGUAUUCAUUAUUAUAAGCUUAAAGUUGGGUAAACGUUUCAAAUUCCUUUAAUAUUAUGUCUGCAAACUCUCUCAAAGGUACAGUCAGAAAGUAUUUGAAGCAUAGAGGUACAGUGCUGCAUAAACCAUUAGAAUAUAAAAAAUAUACAAUGCAGUUCUUUAAAUAGUAUUUUAAAGA